Messenger RNA from Closterium sp. Naga37s-1, 1731 nucleotides. Lineage: Eukaryota; Viridiplantae; Streptophyta; Zygnematophyceae; Desmidiales; Closteriaceae. The record is from the annotation of a GenBank genome assembly.
AUGCGGGAAACGCUGAGAGGAACGGCUGCGGUAGUCUCGGGCGAGAUCAAGGGAAAAACAGCGAACCUUGCGGGGGAGAUGGUGUCGAAGACAGCGAAUAUCGCGGGGGAGAUGGUGUCGAAAACGACGCAAUUCAAGGAAGCCCUGAAGACCUCGCUCACCUCUCUAGGGAGCCGUCCGCAAGCCACCAGCACUGGUUUUCAGCUGAUGCUGCAGCAGAUUAACAUUGCUCUCGUUUCCGCAUCCCUUUUCCCGUUGCACGUGUACUGCCAAUCGCGGUUUUUCAGCACGAAGAUUGACGCUGACGUGGCAGAAGACGACUGCACGGAGAGCACCGACGUCUUGGCGCCUCUGCAGAGUCCGUCGAAGCACCGUCAGGCCCGGACGAGCCCCCGGGGCAACGCGUAUCCUUCUCUCUGGUCCGACGUUGACCGCUUCCUUCCAAGCGAUCUCUCCCCCAGUGAUCUUAGCCCCGACGAUUCCACCCCACCGCAUCCCACCGACACCGAUGCCGCUGCUGCUGACCAAUCAGAGCCUUUGAUCUCACCCGAUCAGUUCCCCGUCAGCUUGACGCACCCCAGCACGCAAGUGCCCGAGAUGAACGGUCCAGAUCAUCCCAAGUUGGAGGGUGUUGACAGCGUAGGAGAGGGGUUUGUGGUUCCUCGGUUGGGCCACGAGGAGCACGGGGAGGAGGGCAAGAAGGGGCAGGUGAAGGGUGAGAGUAGGCGCGCGCAAGAGGAGGAGUUCAGCAUGAAUCUGUGGCUCAUGGGGAGCAGCAACGGGGGAAGCAGCACCACGAGCAGCACCGCCGGCUGGUUUCCCGCGAGCAGCUCGCAGACGCAGGUAACUCUUGCUGCCCCGGGCUGCGUGCUCGCCCCGUCCUGGAGCAUCAGCGGAUUCUCAAACACCCAAUCGCAAGGAGAUGCGGCGGGGAAGGAAAGGGAGGGGAGGUCGGGAGCGGAGGCUGGGGUAGGAGGGGGUGGUAGGAGCACGGGGGAAGAAGAGGGUGGGGAUGACGCAGCAGAAGGGUGGCACCCCACGCCUCCCGCGGUGGUGCAGAGCCCGUUCGGAGUUUCCGCGCACGUAGAGGAGCCAGAACCAGGGCAAGCGGAGGCGUGUGGGGACAUGGACCGGGUGUGGGAGGAGCUGUACGUGCAGAGGGAGUGUGAGUCGCAGCCGUCGUCCCCCAAAGAGUCGAGAGGCGCGCUGCCCGCCAUCAAGCGCCUGCUGGUCGUGCGCAGGGAGUCAGUGCAGCGCUCAGACAGCCGUGACAGCGUGGCCAGCACUGACAGCCGCGGCAGCAUCUCGCGCCACGCCACCGUCGGAAGUGAAGGCUGGCAGCAGCUGGAGAUUGGGGGAGCAGCCGGGUGUGAGGAGUGGAAGGCCGAUUCCAGUGGCUCGUCCCGUCCCGGCGCCGCUACAGCCGCCCUCUCCUCGCCUGCCGGCGGUGCGAUCUUCUCCGCUCAUGAGCUACGAGCACCCAGAUCUAUACUCUCAGUCAAUACAGUCGCCUCGGUCAAGGCUGUCGCCUCAGUCGAAGCAGUCUCCUCGGUCACGGCAGUCCCCUCAGUCGAGCAAUCCUCCGCAAUGGAAGCAGUCCCCUCCGCUAAAGCAGUUCCCACCAUCAGUGCAGAUGCCUCAGCCAAUGCAGUCCCCUCGGUUAAUGCAGUCUCCUCAGUCGAGGCAGUCAUCUCAGCCGAGGCAGUCGCCUCCGUCAAUACAGCUGCCUGA